AAUAAGUACUUCUCAUUUUUGGCACUUCAAAUAGCCAACAAUUUGAUGCUAAUACGUUUUUGUACUUUUACUUAACUAACAUGAAUGCAGGACCUUUACCGGAAUAUUCGUACACUGUGGUAUUACUACUUUUUAUUAGGUGAAGGAUCUGAAUAGUUCUGGUUAUGUGUACAUCACUGGUAUUCUAGCUGAACAUAAAGAUUGCGUUUAAAUGGGAAUAGCCAUUCUUGUAAAGCAAAUUCUAUGAUAAAGGAAACGUGAAAAAACAAAACUAUAUCGGAAGUAAAAUUCCUUCAAAAUUAUAGUGGGCCUUUUGGUUAACGUGGACACAAACACAUAGUAUAUCUUUUCUCUAAAUUGUCGAUUUUUUCUCUAAGGUAUAUUUGCAAGGCUCGAAAUUUUUACGCUGCUAUAGUUUAUUAUUAUUUUAUUUUUCUCGCUUGCCCGGAAGUAGGUGCUUUUAAACAACGGGUUACUUGACUGUUGGAUUACAGCCUUCAUAAAAUGAUUAGUGGUAUCGAGAUGGUACAAAAUUGAAUAUGGUUAGAAAUAUUUUUACAUUUAAAAAUUUUUGUAUUAAUCAAAAAAGUGGCAGAAACAGGGAGGACGGUUAGAAAUGCAUACAUGGCCUAUUUAAAUGAAAAUGCUUUUUUAAAAAGUACGUUACGAAGAGGUCUGUAAAGUUUACUUGCAACUAGAAACCACCCUAAGCAGCAGCUCAGAGUCUCCCUACAGCGACUGUCCAUACUACUGAUUGUGGAGCUCAGGACUAUGGCAGAGAUUUCAGCUCCCUCUCCAAAGAUAACGUUUAUCAAAAUAACAGGCUGGCGUUUGAGGUUGCAGAAACAAAGCUGGGCAUCCCUGCGUUGCUGGCCCCAAAGGACAUGGUUUCCAUCAAAGUGCCUGAUUGUUUGAGCAUCAUCACCUACCUUUACCAGUACUACUACUUCUUCAGCAACAAGUCUCGUGGUCCUGCUAGUUUGAGGUCGUCGCAUGUCACUGUCUUAAACAGUCUCACAAAGCAUAAAGCUCUGGAGAGCUUGACUCCUCUGGAAACCGGCAGAGAUCGUUUGUCCCACACAGGGCCGCGAACAGUGUGCAAUUUGUGUUUCAUGCCUGUCCACCUUAUCCAGAGACAUCUGAUUGGCAGCAAGGUCUACCAUCACAGCUGUUUCAGGUGCAAAGUGUGCCACGGCGAUCUUUUACCAGAGUCUUGCACACAGGAAAGUGAUGCUGGCUCCUUGGUCUGCUCUGACCAUAAAACAGACAGUAAUAGUACUUGCAUAGACUUCAAUAAGCAGAUUGCAUCUACAGAGAAUCAGCCCAAAUGUAAGUUCCAGGCAGGUUAUUUUUCUUUUGGUGGACUGAGUAUCACCAGCGUCCCUCAUUACACUAAGCAAGCAGAGCCGCAGGACAGACCGGUCUGUAAAAGCCCAGAGAUGGAGGGGAGAGGAAGGCGGGAGGGGAGCAGAGAGGUGAAAGACAGAGAAAACAGACACUCCUCUGUUGGACUAAAGAGCGUGGUAAAGAAGCCAGCACCCCUUCCUCCUCAGCCACCCAGUGUUGAAGACAGGACAGUCAAAGGAGCUGGAAAUGCUGGAGCUGCAGCUGUUCUGGCAGACAGCAAAAAGCAGCAGGAAGUGAGACAGACUCAGCAGCCCUCUGAGCUCUCUGCAGCAUGUGUACGGGUGACAGCAGGAAGUGGUCGGCCAGUUCCUGCACGCAGGAGAAUGGUAGACUCUGCUAUGGUCCCUGUUGUUGCACCCAGGACCAAAUCCUCACCGGCAACAAACAGACCUGCUACUGCAGACAAUUCAUCCAGCCCCAGUAAAUCUCCACACAGUUUGUCUCAAAUCACCAGCCCGACCAGUAGUAGCCCUAAAGUGAAAGCCAGCCACCCGUGGUUGACCAUCGUCCAUCCCGGACCCUGGACGCAGCUGCCUCCUGCUCCAGCCCUAGUCUCCACUAGUCGAUCCAAAUCUGUCUCCAACCUGUGGGAGUCCUGCUCCAGACCCAGAGUGCCUCCUCCCAACCCAUUUGGAGAGGAGGUGGAUGAGAACACCUGGGAGAAGGCUGCUAAACAUAAGCCUGCAGACCAGAGCAGUGGCAAUCUAACAAAUGCAUCAGGGGGCACUGACACUGUGGUUUCUUCAGGAGAUGCUGAAAAUACUGCCAGUAAAUCUGAUGACAGUAAUGUAAAACAACUGGAGAAACCUAUUCCACUAAAGAGACCAGAGGGAGCAAGUGCAGUCAUUAGUGCAGUGGAUACUCCCAGUGAACCAGUGGGAAACAAGAGCGAAACUGGUUCAUCUGGCUCAUUACCAGAUGUGACUGAAGCAGCAGCAGGGCCACGUGCCACUCCAGAUGAGGCACAGAGUGAGGUUUUACCCCAGAGUCCUUCUGUGCCUGCUCUCACCUCUGGCCGCUCUCAAAGCUCCUUAGCGGCUGUUGGUCUAACAGAGGCGAGCGAACCAGUCACAUCACACCAAAGUGAGUUGGGCUGCAAAGAGAAUCGAAAACCGGCAAUGGCCGAAUCAAAGAGUUUCCAAGCCCUUCCACUUAAACUGGCCCCAGCCCCUGGACAUGGGUUCCCACUCAUCAAGAGGAAGGUACAGACCGAGCCAAAUGUUUCUAGUGAAGACCUACAAGUCGAGAAGGGAGAACUGCUUAAACACCUGGAGGUACUGGAACAAAGGGGAGUCGAACUGGAGAGGAAUCUGAGAGAAUGCAAGAAUGAUGAAGAUGAAGAGCAAAUGCUAGAGGGGUGGUUCACUCUUGUCCAUGAGAGACACACUCUGGUGCGCAGACACACAGCGCUGGUUUACCUGAUAAAGCAGCAGAGGUUAGAGGAGAGACAGGCAGAUGUGGAGUACAAGCUCAGAUGCAUCCUUAAUAAACCUGAGUGCAACUGGACUCAGGAGGAUCGAGGUCGAGAGCAGCAGCUGAUGGAUGAACUGGUCGCCAUCAUCGACCAGAGGAACCAGAUCAUCAGCAGCUUGGAUCAGGACAGGCAGAGGGAGCAAGAAAAAGAUCUGCACUGGGAAGCCACGUCGAAGAACGAAGAGUCCCAGAAAGAAAGACUAAAAGAUCUAAAGAAGUCAAAGGGAAAAUUCAAGUCCACAAAAGUUUUUAAGAUGUUCAACCAUAAAGGAGAGAGUACCAACAAGAAGAGCUGAAGUAGUAUCACAACUGCAGAAAUUUGACACAGAUACAGAACUCUCACAGACAACAAACUCAUCCAUAUGUUUAGAUGGCAUCAUAUGAAAGAGUUUAAAUUCACUAAGAGCAGCUCAGUAGCAGCUGAUUCUCACUGUAAAUGAUUCAGUGUACACUUUCUCUCCCGUGUUUCUUCACUUGCCCUGUCUGCUUUAUGGAAUCAAUAUUUAUUUUACUACAUACCUGUGUUGGUUGAAAUAUGCAAUAAAUAUUUAUUUGA
Monopterus albus (swamp eel) is the source of this 3436-nucleotide messenger RNA. Its product is annotated as MICAL-like protein 1. The transcript has 15 exons. Gene Ontology annotation, molecular function: protein binding. NCBI's taxonomy places the organism in Eukaryota, Metazoa, Chordata, Actinopteri, Synbranchiformes, Synbranchidae. The coding region runs from base 885 to 3176 and encodes 763 amino acids. The record is from RefSeq and is a predicted model, not a curated record.